UUGUUUCAAUAAUUUGAUUAAGGGGCCUUUAGGCAAUAAAUUAUUUUGACCAUCAUAAGGCCAAAUACAUCCCUGAUUACCUGUUCUAAUAACGAAAAAUUAGACAAAAUACAUUAAGUUAAGCCCAAAAUGGCUCAAUAAAAUAUUUGUGCUGCUUCCCUUGUUUGUAUACAAAUAGUGAGUUAACAUUUCACGCUAUAAUACGUUAUAUUGUCAUGGCAGACUGUAUGAGAUCAUGUUUUCGGAGGUGCUUAGAUACACCGAAUUUCGCAGGUGGAUACGGCACGUUGGAAGAAAGUUCCGAUUUAAUAAUUUUAGACACAAAACAUAUGGGUCAAGAUGUGGUGCUUGUGAAAAAUGGACAUAGAAUUUGUGGAAGUGGUGGAGCCCUUGCAAAUUAUCCGGUAGUACAAAAUAAAGCUUAUUAUGAAGUAAAACUACAGCAAAGUGGUGUUUGGGGUGUUGGUCUUGCUACUCGUAUGACGGAUCUUAAUCAUGUUCCACUUGGACAUGAUAGUCAGACAUGGGUCUUGACAAGUGAAGGAACAAUUACACAUAAAGGAGAAGUUUUACAUAAACUUGUGGAAAUACCACAAGAAGGUGAUGUACUGGGUAUCACUUACGAUCAUGUGGAGAUGAACUUUUACCUCAAUGGGAAUUCUCUUCAUAGCCCUAUAACAGGAAUUAAAGGAGAGAUGUAUCCUGUGUUGUAUGUGGACGAUGGAGCUAUUCUGGAUGCAACUUUCAACAAGUUUUAUCAUCAGCCUCCCCAGGGUUAUGACAGAAUUAUGGUGGAGAAAUCUCUAUUAUAAAAGAUAUCUAUAAAAAUUUAUUUUCAUGAUUAGUUUGUGUGAAGUUUAGUCAGGAGUCAGCUCCAGUGAAGUACAUCUUGUACAGGAACUUCAAAAUGCUGAUGGAUUACUCAGUGCCAGUGUCAUCAUUCAUGGCUCAGCAGUUUCAGAAUCCAUGAAACCCCUUUUUUUUCACAUAGUUUAUAUAUAUAUAUAUAUAUAUGAUGUGGUGGUGAAAAUCUGGACAUGGAGUAUUUUUUCUCAUUUUAAGGCAGUAUCUCAGGUAGUUAAUGAUUGAAGAUAAAUAAUAUUAAAUUUCACCCUCCCCAAAUCUAUACAUUUUGUGUAACUUCAAAUGUAUUGAAGCAAUAUUUUAUUAAAAUGAUCAAAAACAUUUUCAUAAAUAAAAGUGUUUAGUAAGCUUGUAAAAAUCAAGUACGAUAAUACAACAUUAAUGGAAUGUUAAAUUAUAUGCUAUAAUUGUACUAAAAUAUAUAAUAGUCAUACUAAUACAUUUUCUAUGGCACUAUAGAGAGCAUACUUAUUCAGUAUUGAUAUGUGGCACUUUUGCUCUUGGUAUAAGUAGCACUUUUUCUUUUGUUGUAUCAUUUUAAUGGGCAAUAACCCAGUUUUGUAUAAUUGUCAUUCUGUUUUGUGUUAAUGUAAUAUUAUCACAUUACCAUAAAAAUAACCUUCGAAGUUGUUUUUGGUCCUUACUAGUAAACUACUAUAAUCCUGUACGUGAGAAUGUUCGAAAGUUAUAUUACAUAUAUUAAAUUUAGGUAAUUUAUAGUACUUGGUUUUUAAUUCUCCAACUCUGCUGGUGAUUUUAAGAAAAAAAUGCAUAACUUUCUUAAAACCUUUAUGAAUUAGUGAAACAGAAAACAAGAAAGUACAGGAAAAGGGAAUUAAUCUGUUAUGGUUAUUGUAACAGAUCUUCUAGGUAGUAAGGUUUGUGUUUGGUAGAUUAGCAUGAUCAAAUAAAAGUAGUUACUACUAUAACUAAUAGAUUAUCAUAAUCAAAUGAUUAUUUUUUUAAUUAUUACUUAGACUAUGUUUAUUUCAUAUGUCAUUUAAUAAUUAUUAAAUUAAGCGUCAAUCAAGACAAAUUAUAGUAAUCUAUUUUAGUGAAUAUUUAGUUUUAUACGAAGCUUCCUCAAAGAAUAAUAAUCUUCAUCAGAGACAUUAUUUCAUACCUCUUGAGGUAGUGGUGUAGUCAGUAUGUUGUGGAAUGUACUUAUCAUUGUGAGUUUUUUAUUAUUAUUACCCUAUUCAAUAUGAAAUACAUCUUCUGUUAUACCAAUAAUUUUUUUUUUUAUUAUCAGUAACUUCUUAUCAAAGCAAGCUUCAUAUAUGGAUCAGAAUUAAAUGUUAAUCCAAUAUAUUAUGUUGCUAAUUUAACAUACCAGUCUAGCUAAGAGUGUCCAGUGUCAUAGAAUUAAAAACUUGUAAUGAUUAGAAUACAUUGAUUCAUCAUUUGGUUAUUUUCACUAUGCUUGUAAUUUUUAUUUUUUAUUAAUUAUCCAUUUACUAUCAUUUCAAAAUGUUAUAAACUUAGAUCAGCAGUUGUGUAAGAUUUUGAUGAUAAUUAAGGUGUAUUUUUAAAUGAAUAAAUUCUUAAAGCAGGUUUUAAAUAUGGGACCUUUAUUCUGGAUUUAGAAUGACUUCAAUUUUUUUAUUCAUAAAAAUGAAAUUUUAAUGUUAAACAUUUCUGCAGUAAAAAUAACAAAGGUUUUUUAAAGGUGUUCUUACAUAAUUAAAUACCUUAUUUGAACAAUUGCAUAAAUAACUUAGUUACUUCAGAUAUCUUUUGGAUGAAUUUCUUGUAUUGUGCUAUUUUGAUUGUAAAUAUGUUGAAAAGCAAUCAUAAUGCUGGUGAUAUUGCAUGAAAAUAAAAAAAAAACAGAUUGUAGUUGAA
This is a messenger RNA of Limulus polyphemus (Atlantic horseshoe crab), 2709 nucleotides long. Its product is annotated as SPRY domain-containing protein 7-like. The record is from RefSeq and is a predicted model, not a curated record. Gene Ontology annotation, molecular function: protein binding. The transcript is spliced from 5 exons. The coding region runs from base 216 to 812 and encodes 198 amino acids. Lineage: Eukaryota; Metazoa; Arthropoda; Merostomata; Xiphosura; Limulidae.